Messenger RNA from Triticum dicoccoides, 1062 nucleotides. Its product is annotated as BTB/POZ and MATH domain-containing protein 2-like. Bases 1 to 1062 code for a protein of 353 amino acids. Gene Ontology annotation, biological process: protein ubiquitination. Gene Ontology annotation, molecular function: protein binding. NCBI's taxonomy places the organism in Eukaryota, Viridiplantae, Streptophyta, Magnoliopsida, Poales, Poaceae. The transcript is spliced from 2 exons. The record is from RefSeq and is a predicted model, not a curated record.
AUGGGAAGCAUCAUAUGCGCGCGUCGUGCCGCGAAGACAGUGCAGGGCUCUCAUGUGUUCAAAAUCUCAGGCUACAGCCUGCAACGGGAGCGCCUCGCGGUGUCCAGCAGAUCGGCCGUGUUCACCGUCGGAGGCUACGACUGGCAAAUUCACUUCUUUCCCGGUGGAGUCAUCGAUUGCUGCAAAGACUACGUGGCGGCGUACGUCUUCUUAGAGAGCAAGAACAAGGACAUCAGCGUGAGGGCAUCCUUCCAGCUCAGUCUGGUGGACGUCACUGGGUCUGCGCCGCCGCGUACCUUGACAACAGGGGCAACAGAGCUGAAUACCACCGAUAAACCAUGCGCCGGCCUUCACAAGUUCAUGAAAAGAAGUGAGCUAGAAGGGUCGCCUUACCUUCGCGAUGAUCACCUCACCAUCGAGUGCGUCGCAGAGAUCGCUAAGGCGCCGCCGCCUUCCGACAUUGUGGAGCAUCUUGGAAAGUUGUUGCGGGAGAAAGAUGGCACCGACGUGGUUCUCGAGGUUGAAGGAGACGCUUUUCCUGCUCACAAGAUAGUGCUUGCAAUGCGGUCGCCGGUCUUCAAAGCGGAGCUGUAUGGUGCGAUGAGAGCAAAGGACAUGAGUCGUAUUACCAUCAGUGACAUGCACCCCGCCGUGUUUGAGGUCCUGCUCCAUUUUAUCUACAAUGAUUUGCUACCCGCCAUGGAUGAUCUUGGCCAAGAUGACUACAAAGAGAUUAUCAGGCAUUUGCUUGUUGCUGCCGAUCGGUAUGCCAUGGAAAGGCUGAAGAUUAUAUGUGAGAGCAUCCUUUGUGAAAACAUUGAUGUGAAGACCGCGGUACCUACAUGGGCUUUAGCGGGUCAGCAUCAAUGUGGUAGGUUGAAUGAUGGUUGUGUUCAGUUUAUUUGGUCGUUGAGUACAACAGAGCUGGAUGAUGUGAUCGCAAGUCAGGGAUACGCUGAGCUCAAAGCAACGUGUCCUUUGGCUGUAGUGGAACUAUGGGAGAUGACACGUAGGGUCAGCAGAUCAAAGUCUUCAUUUCAAGUCGGCGGUUCGAUUGCAUAA